UUUUUUUUUUAAUUGGUAUUCUGGCACUCUGUAAUAUUGAGUUCCAUGCUUUUCCCACUAUUUCCCAAAAAUUCAAUUGACCGAUUCCCAAAGCAACCUCAUCGUAACUGAAUCAAUCCUCCGAUUCCCUCAUCAGCAUCAUCAUUAUCUCUCUCACAGAACGCACCGGAUGGCCACCGCCGUUCGCCUGAGCCGCCGCCUUGGUGCCGCGGCAAUUGCCGCCACAGCCGGAGGGGCAGUCCUUCUCUACCAGCCCACGUUAGCCGCCAACGACCGCGGUGGUGGCCCCCAGCUCGCGGCUAUUAGGCAGAAGAUCAGCGACCCGAACGCCGUCGUUCCAUCCAGAACGGUCCAGGAGUCGGCUCUAAUCGGGGCCAGCUCGGCUAACCCACUCGACGUCCUCGUGAUCGGCGGCGGGGCCACAGGAUGCGGCGUCGCCCUCGACGCGGUCACCAGGGGCCUCCGAGUCGGGCUGGUCGAGCGAGAGGAUUUCUCUUCUGGCACGUCCUCGAGGUCCACAAAGCUCAUUCAUGGAGGAGUUCGUUACUUGGAGAAAGCUGUCUUUAAUCUUGACUAUGGGCAAUUGAAGCUGGUAUUCCAUGCGCUUGAGGAACGUAAACAGGUUAUUGGGAAUGCACCACACCUAUGCCAUGCUUUACCAUGCAUGACACCGUGUUUUGACUGGUUUGAGGUAGUAUACUACUGGAUGGGCUUGAAAAUGUACGAUUUGGUCGCAGGACCACGCCUAUUGCAUUUGUCCAGAUAUUAUUCUGCACAAGAGUCCAGUGAGCUCUUCCCCACACUUGCCAGGAAGGGUAAAGAUAGAAACCUAAAGGGAACGGUGGUUUAUUAUGACGGCCAGAUGAAUGACUCACGACUUAAUGUUGGAUUGGCAUGCACUGCGGCAUUAGCUGGUGCAGCGGUGCUUAACCAUGCAGAAGUAGUAUCAUUUUUGAAAGAUGAAGUUGGCGAGCGCAUAAUUGGUGCACGGAUUCGAGACAAUUUAUCAGGCAAAGAGUUCAAUUCGUAUGCAAAAGUAAUUGUCAAUGCGGCUGGGCCAUUUUGUGAUUCUGUGAGGAAAAUGGCCAAUAAAGAUGCACGAUCUAUGAUCAGUCCUAGCAGUGGCGUGCAUAUUGUUCUUCCUGAUUACUAUUCACCUGAAGGAAUGGGUUUGAUUGUUCCUAAAACUAAGGAUGGACGUGUUGUCUUCAUGCUGCCAUGGUUGGGACGAACAGUUGCUGGAACUACAGAUUCCAACACUCCCAUCACUUUGCUUCCAGAACCACAUGAAGAUGAAAUUCAAUUUAUAUUGGACGCCAUCAGUGAUUAUCUUAAUGUUAAGGUAAGGCGAAUGGAUGUUCUUUCAGCAUGGAGUGGUAUACGCCCAUUGGCAAUGGAUCCAUCUGCCAAAAACACAGAGAGUAUCUCCAGGGAUCACGUUGUCUGCGAAGAUUAUCCUGGUUUGGUCACAAUUACGGGUGGGAAGUGGACUACAUACCGUAGCAUGGCAGAAGAUGCAGUCAAUGCAGCCAUAAAGUCUGGAAAGCUGAGCCCAGCCAGUAAUUGUUUAACUCACAACCUGCAGCUUGUUGGUGGAGAUGGAUGGGAUCCUGCAUCAUUUACAGCUCUUGCACAACAGUAUGUACGCAUGAAGAAGACUCACAGUGGAAAAGUCGUUCCUGGUGUAAUGGACACUGCAGCAGCAAAGCAUUUGUCUCGUGCAUAUGGAACUUUUGCUGACCAUGUGGCUGCCAUAGCUCAGAAUGAAAACCUGGGGAAGAGGCUUGCCCAUGGAUAUCCUUUUCUUGAGGCUGAGGUUGCAUACUGUGCUCGGAAUGAAUACUGUGAAUCUGCUGUCGAUUUCAUUGCUAGGAGAUCCCGGCUUGCUUUCCUUGACACCGAUGCAGCAGGUCGGGCAUUGCCGCGCAUAAUUGAGAUAUUGGCUACCGAGCACAAGUGGGACAAGUCAAGGCGGAAGCAAGAGUUUCAGAAGGCUACAGAAUUUUUGGGUACUUUCAAGUCAGCGAAGAAUGCUCAAUUCCGUGAUGGAAAACACAUAUAGAUCGAUAAAGAGCUGAGGAGCCCGUUUGUUUCAUUUCAUUUCAAAUUGUUGGCCACAGAUUUUCCAAUCAUAUUGUUGUGCGAGGAAGUUUGAACGGCUCUCUAUUUUUCCCCUCCUCUUUUACAUUGUGAGGCUGAGUAAAAGUUUAUACAACAGAUGGGUAUGUCACCCUUCCAGGUCACAGAUUACAUAUUUGAAAAGGAAAUUGAUUCUCUCGAGUUUGUGAUACUAUCUGCCCAAAAUAAUGUGAUUCAUAUUAAAACUGGUUGAUUCCAUA
Carya illinoinensis is the source of this 2339-nucleotide messenger RNA. RefSeq names its product glycerol-3-phosphate dehydrogenase SDP6, mitochondrial. Bases 170 to 2062 code for a protein of 630 amino acids. The transcript is spliced from 7 exons. Gene Ontology annotation, cellular component: glycerol-3-phosphate dehydrogenase (FAD) complex; mitochondrion. The record is from RefSeq and is a predicted model, not a curated record. NCBI's taxonomy places the organism in Eukaryota, Viridiplantae, Streptophyta, Magnoliopsida, Fagales, Juglandaceae. Gene Ontology annotation, biological process: glycerol-3-phosphate metabolic process. Gene Ontology annotation, molecular function: glycerol-3-phosphate dehydrogenase (quinone) activity.